CUGUAUUUUUUUUUUUUCUCGAGCCGUCAGAAACACGGACACGCGACGCUUGUGAAACUUUUGCGUGCGCAACGACACUGGAAGACGAAAUGGGGGAGAAUGAGGUACAGAUGGAGAAUACAGAGCAAAUGCAGGAGUCUCACGCUUCAAGCUCAGACAAAAUCGACUUGUCAUUAGAUGACAUUAUAAGGCUGAAUAAGAAAGAGCAGAAGGCGAACAGAGCUAAAAGUAAACGUGCUUCUAACAGGAGCAACGUCUUGAAGAAACUCAACCAGGUUCCACAGCAGCAGCAGAGGGAACUCAGGCGAGGAGAGCAGCAGUACCAAGGCAAGCAUUUGAUACUUGACUGUCUUACACUUCAAUUAGUGACAGCUGACACAUUUGGACAAUUGGCAUGA
Molecule: messenger RNA, 398 nt
Organism: Rhinichthys klamathensis goyatoka
Lineage: Eukaryota; Metazoa; Chordata; Actinopteri; Cypriniformes; Leuciscidae
Product: UAP56-interacting factor-like
Exons: 2
Coding region: 90-398 (102 amino acids)
Biological process (GO): mRNA export from nucleus
Molecular function (GO): mRNA binding
Source: RefSeq, a predicted model, not a curated record